This is a messenger RNA of Branchiostoma belcheri (Belcher's lancelet), 2325 nucleotides long. Its product is annotated as organic cation transporter protein-like. Lineage: Eukaryota; Metazoa; Chordata; Leptocardii; Amphioxiformes; Branchiostomatidae. Gene Ontology annotation, cellular component: membrane. The record is from RefSeq and is a predicted model, not a curated record. Gene Ontology annotation, biological process: transmembrane transport. The coding region runs from base 793 to 2325 and encodes 510 amino acids. The transcript is spliced from 11 exons. Gene Ontology annotation, molecular function: transmembrane transporter activity.
UAUCUUUUGUCCAUAAACUCUAUGGAAAAUUACUCCUGGUAACUCAUAGUAAGAUUUUUAUUUCUACAACACAUUCAAUCUAAUAACUUUUAUGAAUGAAAAUGUUUAUUAUUACAUUUACAUUGACUCAUUAGUCAUUGUAUACAAAGUUACUCGUAGAAGGCCAUGGAACUUCCAACUUUUCCCCCUUUUUGUAGUGGUCAGUUUCUCGUUGCUUUGAUGCCAAUCAUCCUGCAAAACGUUCCCGGUCUGCGUUUGGUGCUUCAACGUUCCUCGCCUCUAAAACUUUCCUCGCCUCCUUGAAAACAUGGUCUUUAAAAGCUAAAAGCAAUGAUACGUCAACGUAACACCGGGGGCAUUGCAAAGCAUUGUUAUUACGUAAUUGCCAGUCAUAAUGUGGAGAAUGAUAAACAGUAUUUUCGUACAAUAAAUCAUAUAAUUUAUGCUGUUUCAUAGCAGCAGAAAUAACUCGUCAGUUCAGACUCUUCCUUGAUUGGGCCACGUAUUUGAAGAAUGGGUCAUUAUACUUCUCAUUUACAUAUAACGGCACGUAACAACACUUCCUAAUACAAUGGGGCUUUUACAAACGCGCUUUCUUAAGAUACUUUGAGUACAAGUUCAAGUACAUCAAGGCCAUUGUAACAAUACACGUAGUAUCUACUAGUUAUAUUUAUUAAAGCUUACAAAGUAAGGUCCAUUGGGUAUUGCGUAAUCAGGACAAAGUUCAAAAGAAGGCGUGCCAGAUAUUUUACACAACCCCUCUACGACGACUUUCCCACAUGUUGUUACAAAAUGGUCGACUUUGACGGCGCUCUUGUGUAUCUCGGGGCUUUUGGGAAGUACCAAAAACUCAUCUACUGCCUAACAUGCGUCCUGACGUUGCCGGUAUCUAUGCACAUGCUUGCUAUGACGUUUUUGGACGCCAAGGUGGCGUUCCAUUGUAACGUCCCUGAGAUACGUCACGCCGAGCCUGGGACAGAGAACUACAGCUCCAAAUGUCCUUUUGAUGUCAUCAACGAAACAGCUCUCGGCUACUUUAAUGGCACGAACACGUCAUCAUGUAACCAUGGUUACUGGUACGACACGAGCCAGUAUCACAGCAGCAUUUUCACUGAGUUUGACCUGGUGUGUGGCAGCAGUGAGUUGAACCAGUUCGCCCAGUCCAUGUUUAUGGUGGGGGUGCUGAUCGGAGCUGUUGGCUCAGGACAACUCUCAGAUAUAGUAGGGAGGAAGAAAACCUUCUUCCUGGGCAUCUUGAUGCAGCUCAUUUUCGGAGUAGCUGUUGCGUUCUCUCCCAACUAUACGCUGUUCGUCGUCUUCCGAGCUUUUGUCGGCGCCUCCGCUUCUGCUGUCUUCCUACCAUGUUUUGUUAUAGGAACAGAACUGGUGGCUCCCAGCAUGAGAACAUGGGCUGGAACUGUCGGCGAGAUCUUCUUCGCCAUUGGCUACAUGCUGCUGGCACUCAUAGCGUACUUCAUCAGGGACUGGAGGACUUUACAACUUGUCAUCAGUGUUCCAAAUGCAGUCUUCCUCUUCGCCUAUCCCUUGAUCAUUGAGUCUCCAAGAUGGCUGCUGUCCAAAGGUCGUGACGAGGAAGUGGCCGCCAUUAUGCGGAGGGCAGCCAAGGUCAAUGGGGUCACACUGCCUGAUGAGGUUUUCACAACAAAGAAAGUCGAUAAUGAAAAGCCAAAAGACGAGAGGAUAUAUACUGUGAUAGACCUUGUGCGGACACCCAACAUGGCGAAAAAGUCUCUGCUAAUUUUCUUUAACUGGUUGGUGAUUUCAUUAGUGUACUACGGUCUGUCCCUCAACACCUCCAACCUUGGAGGAGACGACUACCUUAACUUCUUCAUCAGUGGUGUGGUGGAAAUACCAGCGUACAUCUCGUCUGUCUACAUUGCUGACUGGUUUGGAAGACCAAAGACUCAUGCCGCUUACAUGAUCAUCGGAGCUGUGGGCUGUAUAAUAUGUCCAUUCCUCACGGCGCCGUAUCUACCGGAAGGUCUAAACGCACUGUCCAUCACUCUGGCCAUGAUUGGUAAAUUCGGACUGACCGCUGGUUUUAACAUCAUCUACCUGUUUACGGCGGAGCUGUAUCCAACCAUGGUCAGGAAUGUUGGCGUGGGAGCCUCGUCCAUGUUUGCCCGUGUAGGUGGGAUCAUCUCCCCGUAUGUGGAGCUGUCCAAGAGCGUGUGGGGUCCUCUGCCCUAUAUCAUCUUCGGAGCGCUGUCCUUUCUGGCCGCCCUGGCAGCGCUGCUUCUACCGGAGACGCUCGGUGCAGAGCUUCCGGUCACCCUGGAGGAUGGGGAAAACUUCGGAAAGUGA